This is a messenger RNA of Colletotrichum navitas, 1651 nucleotides long. RefSeq names its product Gtr1/RagA G protein conserved region-domain-containing protein. Gene Ontology annotation, biological process: cellular response to starvation; negative regulation of autophagy. The record is from RefSeq and is a predicted model, not a curated record. Gene Ontology annotation, molecular function: GTPase activity; GTP binding. Lineage: Eukaryota; Fungi; Ascomycota; Sordariomycetes; Glomerellales; Glomerellaceae. Gene Ontology annotation, cellular component: Gtr1-Gtr2 GTPase complex; nucleus; fungal-type vacuole membrane. The transcript has 4 exons. The coding region runs from base 462 to 1544 and encodes 360 amino acids.
UUAAUUAAAAUGGGGCUUUCGCAGGUGGGUGUCCAAAUUCUUCUUAUCUUAUCGCGCUGUAUCGUCAUUGUUCCUCCAUACCAAUUACCAAUUGCUUCAACCCCCGUCGCAUGUCUUGUCAUUCCACUCCGAUCCGCAAUACGGCCUCCUCCACAUUGGCACUGUGAUAGGCUGGAACUCAACGUCGGCGCGACUAACCGGCAGACGCAAGCUCAGCGCAUAGCCUUUUAUUCUCUUUAUUUCUCGUUUAUCGUCGGAGGGCUGGAAGGGUUUCCAAACACAUUGCGAUACUUGUUGUUUGCCGGCGUCUUCAAAGAGUUGGAGUCCUCUUGCUCGUCGCUGCUGCGGGUCAAGGUGACGGACAACCGACUUCGGCGGCUUCUGGACAGGCGCAGCGAACACGAGGAGCGCUUCAGUCACAGCAACAGGAAACGGACGGAGGAGAAAUCCCUGCGCGGAAGAUGGAGCGUGUCUACGAUCAGGACCAAGGAGUCCCGCCGACAGAUGCGAACAAGCCGAUGGAGCUACUUCCGGGACCCCCCGGAAAGGGGAAACCCAGACUUCUUCUGAUGGGUCAAAGAAGGAGUGGCAAGUCUUCAAUAUCAAGUGUGGUGUUUCACAAGUUACCGCCCAAUGAGACGCUGUUCCUCGAGUCGACGGCUCGUAUUCAAAAAGACUCCAUGGCAUCGUUCAUGGAUUACCAGGUCUGGGACUUCCCCGGCCAGAUCGACUUCUUUGAGAACCCAAACUUCGACAUGGACGCCAUCUUCGGGGAGAUUGGCGCCCUUAUCUGGGUCAUUGACGCGCAGGACGACUACCUCGAGGCCGUGUCACGGCUCAACGCCACGGUCCUCAAUCUCCAGCGGUUUUACCCAAACAUCAACAUCGAGGUCUUCAUCCACAAGGUCGACGGCCUCUCGGACGAUUACAAGCUCGAUAUCCAGCGCGACAUCACCAUCCGCAUCCAGGACGAGCUCUCGGACCACGGCUUCGAGAACGCCCCCGUCACCUUCCACCUGACGUCCAUCUACAACCACUCCAUCUUCGAGGCCUUCUCCAAGGUCAUUCAGAAGCUCAUCCCCCAGCUCGGCACCCUCGAGGCCAUGCUCACCAACCUCUGCCGCACGUGUCGCUUCGAGAAGGCCUACCUCUUCGACGUGCUCUCCAAGAUCUACAUUGCCACCGACUCGGCCACUGCCGACAUGGCCUCGUAUGAGAUCUGCUCCGACUACAUCGACGUCAUCAUCGACAUCACCGAGGUCUACGGCUCCUGGCCGCGCUCCGACGGCCAGCGCAAGCGCCUCGAGGCCGAGCCGUGGAACGCAAAGGUCGAGGAUCAGGUCGCCUGCAACUGGGCCGAGAGCUGCAUGGUCCUGCACGACUCGCAGCGGCCCAUCAUGUUGCGCGAGGUUGACCGCUACCUCGCCCUCGUGGCCAUCAUGAAGGAAGACUCAUACGACCGAAUGCCUCUCGUGAAUAUGAACGUCGAGGCCGUCGUUCAGGGCAUCACCGAGUUCUUUGAGAUUACAAAGUCGCGCAAGUGAGGAGCGAGAGAGGGGAUGGUAUGGCAAGUGGGGGAAGCUUGAGGAGCGUAGGCAUCAGACAUCCAUCAAAAGAAGAUUUUCCGCACGUUUUGGCUCGUUCUGUACAA